UCACAUAGUUUUCAAAUAGAUAGAGAGAGAUACUCAUUGCACACGUUCACAUUGUUUUCAAAGAAAGAAAGAAAAAAAAUCAAAAUCCGUAGAGAAGGAAGAAUGGCGAAAUCUGGUGCGGCUUGUGAGGAUGGGAAAGCUGCUGCUUCUGCUAAUGAUAACAAUGUUAUCUCUCAUAACAAAGGUGCCGCUUGUGAAGGGAAACCUGCUUCUGGUGCUGAUGACUCAGAUAACAAAGGUAUAAAGUGUGAAGGGAAACCUGCUUCUGCUGAUGAUGACAGUGAUAUCUCAGACAACGAAGAUGCUCUGUCUCCAACUUCAAAAAGCCGCAAAGGUACUUUUCCCCAGAAGAAGCUGUUCUCGUUUGGAAGGCCAAUUCCGCCUUAUCUGCAGAAGCACUCCGAGGCAGUAGACAUCAACGAUGGAUUUGAAACCAGUGGGCGAGCUCAAGAGAGAUCUGCUUGGGGAUUAGAACCUGUGGCUGCGGUUUCUGCAAAAGUUGAGAAGAAAGGAAAAGCACUUGCCGGAGAGGCAGUGACUGCGGUUUCUGGAAAAGUUGUGAGGGCAAGAGCCUUUUGGAAAAGGGCGUUUGAAGUUGCUCAAAAGGAUGAUGCAGGAAAGAAAAUACACUGCUUUUCAUAUUGGCUCCAAGUUGCUGAGCAAAAUGGGCUAUGUCGCUGGCUCUGGCCCCUAGAACCUACCGUUUUACCAAAAAAUACUUGCUUGGAACAUGCGAUAGCCUUGAUCAAGAAGAGUGAAGAUGAGAAGAAGAAGAAGAAGAAGAAGCAAGACUGACCGGUUUUAGGAUGAUACUCUUUGCAAAACAUUCUUUUUGCUUAUAACUAACAGCUACUGUAAUCGUUCUUCAUUUUGAUACUACUUUUAUCUGACUUUUUUUUUUUGGCAACACCACACAUAUUCCUUGUACUUAGCUGCAUUACUUUUAGUCUUUUACCUUUGUUUUAGAAGAGUUUAUUCUGUAUGUUUCAUAACAUUUACAGUUCUUAAAAUGAAAUAAAGAAACACAACAAUGAAAAA
This is a messenger RNA of Brassica napus (rape), 1038 nucleotides long. RefSeq lists its product as uncharacterized. Bases 103 to 795 code for a protein of 230 amino acids. The transcript is spliced from 4 exons. NCBI's taxonomy places the organism in Eukaryota, Viridiplantae, Streptophyta, Magnoliopsida, Brassicales, Brassicaceae. The record is from RefSeq and is a predicted model, not a curated record.